GUCGGGGGCUUGAAAGUCAGCUUUGGGUUGUACUUACUUCUUUGCAGGGCAGCAAAACUAUCCAACAGCUGUGGCUGUGGAGAUUGAACAGACGCAAAGAGCGCAUCUUUCGCCGAUGUGAUAGGAGGAGACAGUCAGAAGUAUGAGAAGUUUCCCAUCGAUUCAGAUCUGUACGGCCCAAUACAGUGUUUUCGUUCAACUUGUUCUCCAACUUUCUCUGGUUUUCGACGUCAUGGCAUCUUCGUCUUCUACGUCGCCUUCCUUGCUGCAACGGGGGAGGCUCUUCCGCAAGGAAGUUUUUCUUGACCCGGAGCAGCAAAUUGCACCAGCCGAGGGUGGCAGUGCAGUCUACUUCGUCGAGCCCUUGCACGAAAACAUGGGUUUAGAAAUCGAGCGGCUGGCGUGCCUGGUAAACGAAGCCUACGAAUAUGGGGAGCGCGGGAUGUGGAAGUCUGGCUGGUCUGGCCGCACGUCGGCGCGUGACCUUCGCGAGAAGUUGCAGAGGGGGCAACUAUUAGGGCUCUUCGUCAGUGGUCGUGCGCCAGGGUCUCGAAGAAGGAAAUCGCGGCUACAAACAGCAGAACAUCAGGGUGUGUCUGCGGAGGAGCAAGUGACGCGGAGAACUGAAGAUGAGAGCUCUUGCACGGCCAGGGAUGAUGAUCUAGCGGAAGGGCAUAAGACCACGACAAUACGACCCGAGCUGAUUGGUCAGGUGUUUGUGGACGUGGAUUUCGCGCCGGACACAGCCGAAUUCGGUAUGUUGGCAUUGCGCAGCGACUACCGUCAGCAGGGCCGGGGAAUGGAGUUUCAGAGCGACCCCGUCCCUGCGAGGCCCAAGGGCUUGGCGCGCGCCCUCGUGAGCGCCGCGGAAGAGUACGCGAAAGAGCGAAGGCCGGGCCUGCAACUCAUGCGCUGCGGUAUCCUCCUCAACAAAAAGAUCGCGUCCCCAAAGCUCCAGCGAUUCCUUAAGAGCGAUACGUAGCCGCCUCGUGUGUUGUGUGAGCCUGUUAGGUAAUCGUGGCAGACUAUUUUUGUAUUUCUGACCGUGUACAAUUUCAAUUUACCUCUACGGAGUCCGUCCUCGCGCGUACGAGGAUUAGUAAAAGGUAGCUUCGCGAUCGUGCAUGGAUCUGAGGUGCCCGCUCUAAUAACAGUUCAAGUUUUUUGUACUCAGGGCCCCAAGCAAAGGCAUCCAUCUGACGCUACGGAUUGGGUCUGAUUAUUUUUGCUCAGGAGACGCGAGCUGUUGGAGCCCGCCGAUUACGAGCAUCCGGUAAAGAGACGGCUGCAUUCCUGGUAUACGAGUAUGGGGUACCUUCCGCAACCUGGGGAUUGCUUUGAGUCUUUCUUUGUGCCGACCUUUCCACACAUCGCGGGUCAGUUGGCGGGAAUAUGCAAGAUUACAGUAUACUUGAAGUCGCUUCUCGAUGAAUGAUUGGAACGAGAGUUCUUUCACCAAAGCGUAAAGGGUUUGAUUGGUACUACGUACGAGACUAAUGUUACAUGUGAAAUAAAUGCAUCAAACCAGCUGCAUCAUGACCAAAUAGUACCCUCGUUUUUAUUUGCUUCAUCGGGUCUUGUAGAUGGG
Amoebophrya sp. A120 is the source of this 1588-nucleotide messenger RNA. Lineage: Eukaryota; Dinophyceae; Syndiniales; Amoebophryaceae. The record is from the annotation of a GenBank genome assembly.